GAAUCAAAAAACAAAUGUAAUCAAAAGUCUAAUCCAGGUUUUGGAAGUUAGAUGUUUAAAUCACUCUGUAGAACUUCUUCGCAAUCCUAUUUCAAAACCGUGAAUUAUUGUGCGAUUGGAAAUUGAAGAGUUUGCAUUCUUGCUUCUACAAUCAAAACUAGUCGUCGCCCUACUUCUGGUUUUACAGGAAGAGUUAAAAGUUCUUUCAAUACUAAGAAAAUGUCAGUUUCGUCAUCAUCAUCUGUAGUGGAACAAACUGUGUCUGAAAAUGGUUUUGAACCUGUUGAGUUACUUAAUGCAACGAAUGAUCAUUUCGAUGGUGUUAUUAUUGAUAUGAAUAAGCCUAUGGAUUCUGACAUUUUUGUUUCUUCGCUUCGUACUUCAAUAUCGCAUUGGAGGCAGCAGGGUAAAAAAGGUGUGUGGAUUAAAUUACCAAUUCAACUAGUAAACCUUGUUGAAGCUGCAGUCAAGGAAGGCUUCUGGUACCACCAUGCUGAGCCAAACUACUUAAUGCUCGUAUAUUGGAUUCCUGAAACGGCUAACACACUUCCUAUCAAUGCUACACAUCGAGUGGGUAUCGGUGCUUUUGUGAUGAAUGAUAAAAGAGAGAUUCUAGUAGUUCAGGAAAAUAGUGGAGUUUUCAAGGGCACUGGUGUGUGGAAAUUCCCCACAGGAGUUAUAAAUGAGGGUGAAGAUAUAUCCAUUGGGGCAGUAAGGGAAGUUAAAGAAGAGACGGGAAUCGACACGGAAUUUGUGGAAGUCCUAGCAUUCAUGCAAAGCCACAAGUCAUUCUUCCAUAAGUCGGAUUUAUUUUUUGUUUGCAUGUUGCGUCCGCUCUCCUUUGACAUCCAAAAACAAGACUUAGAGAUUGAGGCCGCCGAGUGGAUGCCAAUUGAGGAAUUUAUGGCUCAACCUCUAGCGAAAAAAGAAGGUCUUUUAAAGUCGAUGAUUGACAUUGGUCUAGCGAAGAUAGAUAAAGGAUACACAGGAUUUUCGUCAGUUCCCACAACCUUAAGUUUUUCUAAUCAACAAAGCUGCCUGUAUGUGAACAGCCGCGAUCUUUUUCAUCAUAAUCUCUAAUAAUCAGAUUGGUGCUCUGGCAAGAAGUAAAUAUGUUGCAUCAAAUUUUUCGUUAUGGGUAAGCAAGACAAUAAUUGUACCAAGGUGUGUGACAUUCCUCUUCUGAGGAGUGUGUCAUGUUUCUGUUUGCUAGUUAAACAGCGCAACUCCGACGAAGAAACUGUUCUCUUUUAUUCUCGAGAAACUCAGAAAGAGUAAAAAACAACUGGACACUAGGUAAAGCUCCAUCACUUAAGGGUGACCCUGUAACUUCGUAACACUUCUUUUGUUUUCUGUUUUUGGGAUUCUGGAGUCCUGGAAAAUCCCAAUUCCAAAGAGUUGUUUCCUUGCAGUGGCGUUAGAACCGCCGCAGCUGCUAACACAGACUUAUUGUUGACUCUUUCUACUAGUAAAGCCAUUCAUGCAUAACA
Molecule: messenger RNA, 1490 nt
Organism: Papaver somniferum (opium poppy)
Lineage: Eukaryota; Viridiplantae; Streptophyta; Magnoliopsida; Ranunculales; Papaveraceae
Product: nudix hydrolase 2-like
Exons: 9
Coding region: 220-1080 (286 amino acids)
Molecular function (GO): ADP-ribose diphosphatase activity; NAD binding; NADH pyrophosphatase activity
Source: RefSeq, a predicted model, not a curated record